Molecule: messenger RNA, 1175 nt
Organism: Nelumbo nucifera (sacred lotus)
Lineage: Eukaryota; Viridiplantae; Streptophyta; Magnoliopsida; Proteales; Nelumbonaceae
Product: WAT1-related protein At5g64700-like
Cellular component (GO): membrane
Molecular function (GO): transmembrane transporter activity
Source: RefSeq, a predicted model, not a curated record
GCUAGAUGAUGGAUGGAAAGAAGCCUUAUUUGGUCGUCAUUCUCAUACAAUCGAUAUAUGCUGUCACCUAUAUUCUAUCAAAGGCUGCAUUCAAUGGAGGUAUGAAUUGCUUUGUGUUCACCUUCUAUAGACAGGCUAUUGCCACUGUCUUCUUAGUCCCUGUAGCUGUCAUCUUUGAAAGAAAAAGAGCUCCAUCACUGUCUUUUAUGGCCUUCUGCAAGAUUUUCAUGCUUUCUCUGUUUGGGAUUACUCUCUCUUUGAAUUUAUAUGGUAUUGGACUCGUUUAUACGUCUGCAACGUUGUUGGUUGCAACAACUAACACACUCCCUGUCAUCACCAUCUUAUUAGCUGUUCUACUCAGGAUGGAAACCGUUAAGUUGAGGACCUUCUCAGGAAAAGCCAAAGUUGUAGGUAUCAUACUUUGUAUGGCUGGUUGUGCAUCACUUGCCAUAUACAAGGGCCCAUAUUUGAAACCCUUGAUCAAUACUCAUCUCUUGGAACAUCACAACAAUGAGGAAGAUUUAUCUGUUUCCCACACAACCAGGACAUGGGUAAUAGGUUGUUUUCUCUUGCUCCUUGCCAAUAUUGCUUGGGCUUUGAGGCUUGUAUUCCAGGAUCGGAUUCUGAGAGACUACCCUUCAAAGCUUCUAUUCACAACUCUAACGUGCAUUCUAGGCUGCAUUCAGUCAUUGGUUGUUGCCUUUUGUAUCGAGAGAAAUCCUAGUCAAUGGCAGCUGCAUUGGGACGUCGGACUUCUUGCCGUGGCAUACUCUGGAAUUGUGGUUACUGGUGUUGCUUACUACUUGCAGACCUGGUGCAUUGAGAAAAAGGGGCCUGUAUUCAUGGCCAUGUCAAACCCAGUAUCCCUCAUCAUCACCACCUUUUCCUCCUAUUUUCUUCUAGGCGAACUAAUCAGUUUGGGAAGUGUUUUGGGCGAAAUCUUGUUGGUUGGAGGCUUUUAUAGUGUCUUGUGGGCAAAGAGCAAGGAACAAACAGAUGACAAUAAGGAUUUCACAAUUGAAGAGGGAAAGGAUUGCUUAAAGGUGGAAGAGGCCACAUAAGCAAAUUGGCGCACAUUAGAGCAAUGGAGAAUUCAAGGUGGUUUUUGAAUAAUCAAAGCAAUUAUUAUUUUUCAGAUCAAAAGCCUUUUCCUUUUUUCUUUACUUUUAGGGUUG